This is a messenger RNA of Umbelopsis ramanniana AG, 1292 nucleotides long. RefSeq lists its product as uncharacterized. Lineage: Eukaryota; Fungi; Mucoromycota; Umbelopsidomycetes; Umbelopsidales; Umbelopsidaceae. Gene Ontology annotation, molecular function: protein prenyltransferase activity. Gene Ontology annotation, biological process: protein prenylation. Gene Ontology annotation, cellular component: cytoplasm. The transcript has 5 exons. The record is from RefSeq and is a predicted model, not a curated record. The coding region runs from base 13 to 1158 and encodes 381 amino acids.
UGCAACUCGAUCAUGACCACGGACCGCGAAGAAUUAUACAACACAUUAUGCUCCAUUAUAAGCAAUCAUAGCCUAAAUGAACUUGGAAUCCUUCCAGCAAUCCCCGAUGAAGCGGAGAGAUCGACAAACGAAUACUACCCAUUUAUCUUCCUUGAGAACAAUCUCGGUAUACCCCUCCCAGUUGUUCACCAUAUUAUAGCCUACUCUAGCUCUGAGUUUAUGAAGCAUCGGCAGCAGAAGGAUCAAAAAAAUCUCGAAGACCUCGAGCUAUCUUCGAAGGUACUUUUCAUGGUUAACCCAGAUCAUUAUUCCGCAGCCAACACGAGAAAAUCCCUUGUCCAAAGCAACAUAGUGGAUGCUCAGAAGGAAUUGGCUCUCGUAGAUCUCAUGUUCACUAUCCCAAAGCACUCAAAAAGUUCUAUAGCAUGGCAUCACAGGAAAUGGAUACAGAAUUACUUGAUAAAGGAGAAGGGCCAGGCCCUGGAUUUCGAUCGAGAAUUUAGUCUAUGCGAGCGAACGGCCACACUAUAUCCCAGAAACUACUAUGCCUGGACAUACCGAUCUUGGCUCUUAACACGGAUCCCUCAUAUUAAACGCCAUGAAGAAUACGAAAGGUCGCGACAGUGGGUCGCAUCGCACAUCAGCGAUCACUCUGGACUUCAGCAUCUGCAACGUUGCCUACGUUUAUCCUUAGGAACAUUACAUAUCAAAGUUCAUCUUAGCUGGCUGAGAGAACAGCUAAAGCGAUACCCCGGACACGAAUCUCUGUGGUGCCAUUUGCGAUAUUGCGCAUAUCUGGCUGCUGCUAAAAAGGUUCUGGAGUACAAGACUGAGCCGGCUUUCAUAGAAGAUGUAUUGAAAAUCUGCAAGGACUCUGAUGUGGAGGAUGAAAAUAUUCAGAAACAACUGCAACUUGCCUUGAGAUAUGGGCUAUGGAUAACCCAUUUGGUUGAACAUUAUGGAUUGGGUGACGCUGAUUUGAGAGCUUGGGCUGAUUUAGCUAUGCACAUGUAUACCAAAGAGCUCGAAAAACUGGCUGACCAGUCGACAUUCUAUAAAUUAUUCCAAGGAUGGUCAUGUCACGCUGCUAAAAAACAGCAAGCAACUUCUUCAGAAUACUAUAAGCGGCUACCGAGCGACGGCGACAAUGAAGCAUGAGCUAUAUGCACUUUUAGGACCAAUGAACUGUUUUUACAAAAAAAAUAGCUAACUGUACUUUUAUUCUUCAUGAAGGAUGCAUCAUUUACUAAAUUUACUAAAUUUACUAAAUUUGAUAAUGCCAAGCAAAUAGG